Molecule: messenger RNA, 773 nt
Organism: Raphanus sativus (radish)
Lineage: Eukaryota; Viridiplantae; Streptophyta; Magnoliopsida; Brassicales; Brassicaceae
Exons: 2
Coding region: 101-559 (152 amino acids)
Source: RefSeq, a predicted model, not a curated record
GUCCGUCUUGAGCGAGAGAGUGCAGAGCAUCAUCGUCUCUCUUUAUAAACCCUAAAUUCCACAAUUAGGGUUAGCGAUUUUCCGUAAACCAUAGAGAGCGAUGGCGACUACAACAGGAAACGCAUCGGUUGCAACGGGAACGACGGCAGCGAAGAGGAAACCAGUGUUUGUGAAAGUGGAACAGCUAAAGCCUGGGACGACUGGUCACACAUUGACCGUUAAGGUCGUCGACUCCAAUCCGGUGGUUCCGGUUGCCCGGAAGGCUCGUCCUGGGAUGAGUAGUCGUCCGUCUCAGCCUAGUCGAAUCGCUGAGUGUCUUAUCGGAGAUGAGACCGGAUGCAUUCUCUUCACUGCUCGUAACGACCAAGUUGAUCUUAUGAAGCCAGGGGAGACGGUGAUACUGCGGAACUCGAGGAUAGACAUGUACAAGGGUACAAUGAGGCUAGGUGUUGAUAAAUGGGGACGCAUCGAAGCAACUGAGCCAGCGUCUUUCACGGUCAAAGAGGAUAACAAUCUGUCUCUUGUUGAGUACGAGCUGAUUAACGUUAACGAUCAGUGAUCCUUUUUAGUAUGUUUAUGGAAAGUUAACCUCUGAGAAGUGUGUUUGAUUCUCUGAUACUUCUGUGGUGAAGGUCUUUGAUUUAGAUUAAGAAGAUUUGUGACUGGUUCAAAGAUGCUUGUAGGGUUUCCUUUUUUUACCGUAAAACAUGAAACCAGGAUCUCGCUUUUGAAUUAUUAUUUCAGUCCGUUUUAGGGCGAUUGCUCCUUUGAAA